Daldinia decipiens is the source of this 955-nucleotide messenger RNA. Its product is annotated as GNAT domain-containing protein. NCBI's taxonomy places the organism in Eukaryota, Fungi, Ascomycota, Sordariomycetes, Xylariales, Hypoxylaceae. The transcript has a single exon. The record is from RefSeq and is a predicted model, not a curated record. The coding region runs from base 1 to 750 and encodes 249 amino acids. Gene Ontology annotation, molecular function: acyltransferase activity, transferring groups other than amino-acyl groups.
AUGGCGCAGUAUUUCUGUGGCAUCUCUCUACCAACAAACGAUAAAAUCACCGUGGAGACGACCCUUCCCGUCUUAGAGAUACAAACGUGGGCCAACCCUAUCAUCACCGAACGCCUUAUUAUUCGGCCACUUCGUUUAAAAGAUAUAGAGGGAUUUAGUGCCCUUCGCAGUCAACCAGAAGUCACAGCUUUAGCUUAUGAAGGUGGAUCUGAUCCUGAAUACGACCUAAACUCCAAUUUUGAAGCACUAAUAAACUAUCUCAGACCUUGGAUGAAAGCGAACAUAUAUUUUGCAAUCCUCAGUCGGACUGCAGAUGGAGAAGAAGGAGAAUACAUUGGUGAACUGUGUUUACAGUUUGGUAAUGGUUGGCCUAGUAUUGGUUACAUGUUCAGAAGAGAGUAUUGGGGUCAAGGGUGUGCGACUGAGGCCGUUAAAGGCUUUAUGAAAUUUUAUUGGGAUCUUCCUCGUGGUGCUGCAACCCUGGUGGUACACCCUGCUACUAUACACGGACCUGGGGGUGAAGAAGAGAAGUAUACUAAUACUCCGCCUAAAGUCAAGGAGCGAGUGCUUGGUGAGGCGGAAAGACUUAACGGUUCAAGUCAAAGGGUACUUCUAAAAGCAGGGUUUGAGCAGAUCGAGCGAAUAUUCACUGGCUUGGAUCUUUUUCAAUACAUCUUCCCUCUGGCUCAGGUUGACCUUGAAGCUUACCGCGAAAUGUAUUGGAGAGGGUAUAAAGCGCGCCCUACCUAGAUAGCCGACUGACACGCGAUUAAUGGAACUCUGGCACUUUAAAUAAAAGUUGAAAAUAGGUUGAAAUGAGACUUGGACACAUAUGGGGAUGGCUUGUUACAUCACCCGAAAGUUGCUUUUGUUAAAUUUUUAUUUUUUACAUUGUGUUUUAUUGUUUUAUUUAAAUGCCCCUAGUAUACGAAGGUGAUACGGGGUUGGAAUAGAU